Neurospora tetraspora is the source of this 1740-nucleotide messenger RNA. RefSeq names its product putative dCMP deaminase. The transcript is spliced from 2 exons. Lineage: Eukaryota; Fungi; Ascomycota; Sordariomycetes; Sordariales; Sordariaceae. The coding region runs from base 233 to 1486 and encodes 417 amino acids. Gene Ontology annotation, molecular function: hydrolase activity; zinc ion binding. Gene Ontology annotation, cellular component: cytoplasm. The record is from RefSeq and is a predicted model, not a curated record.
UGCACAAUGGGUGGGAAUACCCCGCCGGCAGAUCCUCGGUGCCCUGGUAGCGGCUGCACCCACUAAACGCGUUUCUGCAAGUCCCCCGACGCGUCUUGUUCCACCCCAUCAGGAAAUCGUUGAGUACACAGUAAAUGUGUUAUAGAAUGUGUCUCAGAUUGAUGUCGUGGUAGCAGUAAUUAUUUUAUCCUCACCAUAAUUCUCCAACACCGAAUCCCAAAGGAAACUCGCCAUGUUCAUCGGCAUCUGCGGCAGUAUUUGCGCGGGCAAAAGCACCAUCGCCCAAUAUCUCGUCGAGCACCAUGGCUUCACACGUGUCUCACUAGAGCACACAACCAAGACCAUCGAUGAUAUCGUCAACGGCGAGACCCCCUCAAGUGACCACGUCAACGGCCUAGUCCGCAAACUCUUGCCCGCCUACAACACCUCCCACUCCCAGUCUUCCACCUCCGCCCGUUCGAAAGGCCAUGUCUUCCCCUCCGCCGACGACCUCCUCGACUUCAUCACCAAACACUGGCGCGAAAGAUGGAUAACAACCGACAUUCCCACCGAGGGAAUCCUCGACAUGUACAUCCGCCGGCCCUUCUUCCUGCUCAUCAGCGUCGACGCCCCGCUCACCGUACGAUGGCGCCGCUUCCGUGAGCGCGAGGAAAAGAGACAACAACGUCACCGAAACAACAAGCAGUCUUACUCCUCCGCCGGCGGCGGCGCCGCUCUCGAAGCCGGAGACGAAGAACAAGAAGAAGAAGAGCCCCUAACCUUCGAAUCCUUCGCCCACCUCAACGACACGCAACUCUUCCUCCCGCAAACCGGCCGGCUACCACUAAUGUCGCGCGCCACUGUCCGGCUCCUCAACACGUCCCCCUCGCUCGCGCACCUCUACGCCACGCUGGGCAACCUCGACCUGCUCAACCCGGACCGCCUCCGGCCCUCGUGGGACUCAUACUUCAUGGCGCUCGCCUCGCUGGCCGCGCAGCGGUCCAACUGCAUGAAGCGGCGGGUCGGCUGCGUCGUGGUCCGCGACAAGCGCGUCAUCAGCACGGGGUACAACGGCACGCCUAGGGGUUUGAUCAACUGCGGCGAGGGCGGGUGCGGGCGGUGCAACGAGGGCCAGGGAUCCGGGCAGGGGCUGUCGACGUGUUUGUGCAUGCACGCGGAGGAGAAUGCGCUGCUGGAGGCCGGACGGGAGAGGGUGAGGGAGGGCGCGGUCUUGUAUUGCGAUACGUGCCCGUGCCUGACGUGCAGCAUCAAGAUUGCGCAGGUGGGGAUUAGUGAGGUGGUGUAUAGCCAGGGGUACAGUAUGGACGGGGAGACGGCGGCGGUGUUUAGACAAGCGGGAGUGAGGUUGAGGCAAUUCGUUCCGGUAAGUGAUGCUGUUGUGUUUCUUACAUGCUUAUCCUUAUCCUACAUGGCCUGCAAAGCUGGAGCUGGAGGUGAUGAUGUGCUAACAACAACAUUUGUGUGUAACAGCCAGCGAAUGGUUUGAUACAUUUGGAGAAGACUGACUUUUGCCCUUAAAGUAAGUGAGUUGGAGCAUCGAUAGACAUGAACAUGGACCUGUAGGGAGGUGCCAGUAGCCAGAUCACUAGAAAUGAUGCACAACUAUACUAUGACAGAUGACAACCUCACAACAAUACGAACCACAAGUUUAAGGCAACAGCAUUCACUGAUGUAUCACGACUGGCAAUGAUGUUUAGACAUCUGAGCAGUAACAUCACAAACGCAACAAACAACCACGUU